CAGUCGUUUGCAGUCUUCUCCCUUUCUCUUUCUAACCACCAUGAUGCUGCGGCGCCAGCUGCUCGAGCGCCUGCCUGUUCUCUUUGUUCUCUUCGCCACGACACUCCUGCAGGUCAGGGCAGAUGAAUUCAAUUGCCUACAGUCCGUCCAGGGGAACCAGUACAACCUCACCAGCUUGGGUGGAGAACACCAGAUCAACCGGACGAGGUCAACACCACCAACGACGACCAUCGACUCUCUUACAUUCAACUUGUGCGACGAUUUGAAAGUGAAGGAGGACGUACAAGAGACAGACCAGUGCCCGAGCGGAACGAGGGCAUGUUUGACGCAAAUCAAUGUCAAAGGGGAGGACUCGGAGCGGAUAAUAUCUGUUAUUCCACUCGCUCAAACUGAGAAACUCCGUCCCAAUUUAACGCUUAAUCGCCCUUCUCCAGAGCACCUCACACUCAUAUUCCAUGGCUCCCAGUACCCGCCGGAAUCCACUGAAACCACGCCAUCCGUCGCUCAAUCACUUAAAUUCACAUUAUGGUGUGAACCGCAGCAACCAACUAACAUCACCAUCGUGGGCUACGACGGCUCCCAGUUGGAAGUGGAGUAUUUCGGUAUCGCAGGGUGCCCCCUCAAAAAUGGCGAUAAACCACCACCUAACGAUGAUAAGAAGGUUGAGGAACCUGUAGGCAGUGGUUUGGGUUGGUUCUUCAUGCUGAUAUUCCUCGCCUUUAUCGCAUAUUUCGCGAUUGGUGCUUAUUACAACUAUACCACCUAUGGCGCCCGAGGGGCUGAUUUGAUUCCCCAUCGAGAUUUCUGGCAAGAAGUACCCUAUAUGCUCAGCGACGUCGUGUCUCAUCUCUGCUCCUCUGCUAAGCCUCGUCGAACAUCACGGAAUGGUUACAUCCAAGUGUAAUUCGUUUUGGGUUACUUUUUCGUGAUAAUCGAUCUACCUUUG
This is a messenger RNA of Coprinopsis cinerea okayama7#130, 946 nucleotides long. RefSeq lists its product as hypothetical. Lineage: Eukaryota; Fungi; Basidiomycota; Agaricomycetes; Agaricales; Psathyrellaceae. The record is from RefSeq and is a predicted model, not a curated record. Bases 41 to 904 code for a protein of 287 amino acids. The transcript is spliced from 5 exons.